CCAUCACCGGUGUUGGUGACCGUGAGCAGGGCAUCGAACUCGCCUCUUCGGAUGUCCACGCGUGGUGUGCAGGAGGAGGCCCGGGUGGACGCGGCGCUGAUUUGUUGACGAGGAAACUGACCCGCAACUUUGCCCGUGCACGCGGCGCCGUAGAUGUGUCAAAGUGUGCGCUUGACCGCGCCGCCGUCACCGGUUGUUCCACGUCAGCUCCAGCUUGACCGGUCACACUCCUCCUGCAGCAGCCUGAGAGCGUUUCAGGAAUGGACAGUGGUGUGCAAAGCCCUGCUGGAGAAUUCUUGGACCUACCCAAGUUUCUGGACAGUGCCAAAGGGUGGUACGGCUAUGAUGGCCAAAUAGAAGCAAUAGUGGAGAAGGAAUUUAAGAGACUCCAAGGUACGACCUAUCUCGAUCAUGCUGGGGCCACUCUCUAUGCUGAGAGCCAGCUUCAAGGCUUCAUGCGUGACCUGUCGUCCAAUGUUUUCGGUAAUCCACACAGUCAUAAUAAUGUCAGCAAAUUCACCCAUGACAUAAUUGAAAAUGUGAGAUACAGGAUCCUUCAACAUUUCAAAGCCUCCCCUGAUGAAUAUGCCGUUCUCUUCACCUCGGGGUGCACGGCAGCUCUCAAAUUGGUGGCAGAAAGUUUCCCCUGGUCCAGCGGGAAACAAAAGAAGCCAUCUGCGAAGUUAACGGAGCAUGUCCAGCCCUCAAACAGAGAGGACGUGUGCAGUUUUAAUGGCGGUGGUGAUGCAGCAUCUGAGCUUGACAGGCAGAGCGGGAGUGUGUUCUGCUACCUCACGGAUAACCACACGUCGGUGAUUGGCAUACGUGUCUUGGCACACAAUGCUGGUGCCGGAUGCCUUGCAGUGACCCCUGAAGAGGUAGAAUCGGGCCCGGCUCAGACCUUCUGUGGCCCAAAGUGUAAAUGCGAUAUUAACAGAAAUACAGCUGCUGGCAAGGUUAGUGAAUCCUCAGUGGGCCACCAGUGUGUACAGACCCAGCAGGACGGAGGCGAACCGCAGAGUCACGAGCCACCGCCUCCCAAAAGGCUCGAGAGACCUGCCGAUGUCAAGGAGCUCCACCACCUAUUCGCUUUCCCGGCGCAGAGCAACUUCACGGGCAGAAAGUACCCGCUGCGCUGGGUGGCAGCUGUGCAGGAAAGGGGAGCGGCGGCCCUGCUGCCAACCCAAGCAGUGGUGGUGCCCGAGAGUGGUCGGUGGCACGUCCUGCUGGAUGCCGCGAGCCUCGCAAGCACUGCCCCACUCGACCUGUCGGUCCACGUGGCCGACCUCGUUCCCAUCUCCUUCUACAAACUCUUCGGGUUCCCCACCGGCCUCGGCGCCCUGCUGGUUCGGGCGCCCUGCCAGGCCCUGUUACUCAAGCAUGGGGCAUACUUCGGAGGGGGCACGGCCGCAGCUUAUUUACCCGCGGAAGACUUCUAUGUUCCUCGAGACUCCUUCUGUGACAGGUUCGAAGAUGGCACCGUCUCGUUCCUGGAUAUUGUGGCACUGAGGCAUGGAUUUGACACCCUAGAAGGACUCACAGGCGGCAUGGAGCGAGUCAUGAGACACGCGUUCAGCCUGGCGCGGCACACGCACCAUGCGCUCGCGUCGCUGCAUCACGGCAACGGGCGCCCCGCUGUGCGGCUCUACGGGGCCACAGACUACGAGGAUCCCAGCACUCAGGGUGCCAUCAUCGCCUUCAAUGUGCUGGGGCCUGACAGCGACAUCGUUGGGUACUCGCAGGUGGACCAGCUGGCUAACCUGCACGGGAUCUGCCUGCGCACUGGCUGCUUUUGCAACACAGGGGCCUGCCAGAUGCAGCUGGGAAUCAGCAAUGGGGAUGUGAAGAAAAACCUGCAGGCCGGCCAUGUGUGCGGAGACAACAUAGACCUGCUGGAUGGCCGCCCCACGGGUGCCGUGCGUGUCUCCUUCGGGUACAUGUCCACCUUCCACGACGCGGCCCGUCUCAUCCGCUUCAUCACUCGGUGCUUCGUGGAGGAACGUCUGCCCUGCACCGCCGCAGCCGCCGCCGCCGCCGCCGCCGUGGACAUCCGUCACGGCCACAACAAGGAGGGCACGAGUCCGGAAAAAGCGGCCGGCACAGGUUCAGAGGAGCUCUGGUCAUGUCCAGUUCGUGCCGUCGACCGGGGGCUGGCGUCUCCGAGCUUCGGUGCGGCGUGCGACGUAGGCCAGGCCAUGUGCCCUUUGGACGUAAAGGCGGACGGAGCUCAGCAGGAGACAUUGUCCCGCAGCAUCGCUGACGCUAACGCGGCCAAAAGUUCAAUAGCAGAUGGCCGUCAAGUGGUCCUGACCAACAUCUUUCUCUACCCCGUAAAGUCCUGCGCCGCUUUUGAGGUUGAGAGCUGGCCAGUGGUGGAGCAGGGCUUGUGGUGUGACCGCGUGUGGAUGGUGGUCACGUCGGGAGGGACCUGCCUCAGCCAAAAGCGAGAGCCACGCCUCUGUCUGAUCCGGCCCGCCGUCGACCGUACCACGGGGCAGCUGUCGCUCACCGCAUCAGGAAUGAAGGUUUUGGUGGUUCCCUUGCGAGGAGCCGCAGAGGCGGCUAGUAUGGACGUACGCCUGUGUCACAGCAAGGUGUGCGGUGCCAGGGUCACUGGCCUGGACUGUGAAGAUGAGGCAGCCGAGUGGCUGACAGAAUUCCUAGGGAAGAGCUGUCGCCUGAUUCAGCAGGACCCAAGAUCCAAUCGCACAAUGAAAGCAAAAGGCCAGAGGCAGGCGGGAGGUGGUGCGGAGGCAGGGGCCAGCCUUUCUCUGGCCAACGAAGCCCAGUACCUGCUGGUGAAUCGCACCAGCGUGGCGGACCUACUCUGCAACGUUCACGAGAGGCAGGGAGAGGUGGGAGGACCCCCAGCACUUGACAUGGAGGCGCUGGUGAAUCGAUUUCGAGCCAACCUGGUCGUUAGAAGCGACGAGCCUUAUCAAGAGGACUGCUGGGCAACCGUCUCCAUCGGAGCCCUGAUUUUUCAGGUGACCGGUGGCUGCAGCCGCUGCCAGAUGAUUUGCAUUGACCAGCAGACAGCAGAGCGCUGCCAUGAGCCUCUGCGCACACUGGCCAGCCAGCACCGCAAGAAGAUGGAGUUUGGGAUUUGUCUGAUGCAGAGCCGCCUCCUCCCCGCGCAGGGCAGCGUGCUGCACGUCGGCACCGCGGUGCUGCCACGAUGCAAGGAUUCAUCCCCUUAGCACCAUGGGCUACAGUCGCCGCACACGCUCGAGGCUUCACUUUAACAACCCCUAUUUGCGCUUCUGCGGCCGUCUGGAAUGCUCUUCCUUCCGAUAUUAGGAAGCCACUGGAGCUAUGCACUUUUCAAUCUAGAUUGAAAACUCAUUUCUUAAUUAACUGAUUUGUGUUUAGUCUAUGGUUGGCUACAUAUGGUGCGAAAGAAGCUCAACAUAUAUACAGAGUGAGUGCACAGGGCAUUACGGCAAGAUGUCACACUUAUAAAAAUUGUACCGCCAAUGCAGUGUUUCUGAAUAAUUUUGGUUUGAUCACUUGGAUUUGAUUACGUCCCUAUAAUCACUCAAAUUUGUAAAAAAAUUAUAUAAUCUUUAAAACUGCAAGUGAUGAUACACUAAAAUACUGGUAUGAAAAUGUACCAUAAUCAUGUUAAUGUGAUCGUGUGCUUGGGAUGGAUUUUUUUAAAAAAUUGUUAACAUUCUGUGUUAAAGCACUGUUAAUUUAUAUUUCUUAAAAGAGCAGCUUUAAUAUAUGUUUACCUUGAUUCAUGAUGCGUUAAUGUAAAUAAAUGUCAGCGUUUGCCAAGAGUAAUUGCGUUUGUGGGAUGAAUCGUAAAUGUUGAAAGGGACACAUGACAUCCACAUCGAUUGCUUUUAAUAUUUUGUAUAUGCUUUUCAUGUUUCACAAAUAAUUAUAAAAUAACA
Petromyzon marinus (sea lamprey) is the source of this 3899-nucleotide messenger RNA. It is a transcript of the gene MOCOS, whose product is annotated as molybdenum cofactor sulfurase. Gene Ontology annotation, molecular function: molybdenum ion binding; pyridoxal phosphate binding; molybdenum cofactor sulfurtransferase activity. Gene Ontology annotation, biological process: Mo-molybdopterin cofactor biosynthetic process. Lineage: Eukaryota; Metazoa; Chordata; Hyperoartia; Petromyzontiformes; Petromyzontidae. The record is from RefSeq and is a predicted model, not a curated record.